Molecule: messenger RNA, 1563 nt
Organism: Vanessa atalanta (red admiral)
Lineage: Eukaryota; Metazoa; Arthropoda; Insecta; Lepidoptera; Nymphalidae
Product: scavenger receptor class B member 1-like
Exons: 10
Coding region: 1-1563 (520 amino acids)
Cellular component (GO): cytoplasm; membrane
Molecular function (GO): scavenger receptor activity
Source: RefSeq, a predicted model, not a curated record
AUGAAGUACAGAAGUAAUAAAAAUACUGACCAUAACACAAGGACGUUGCUUGUGUUGAUAGCAGUCGGGCUCAUAUUACUGGUCAUACCUACCGUAUCGGUGUUUUGGGACACUCAAUACCGAAUAAUAAUUUUUGUAACAAGAAUAGCAGUGGGAUCUAAGUAUUAUGAAAUUUUUGCACGGGAAAAUGCGGGUCCUUUCUUACAAGUCUACGUGUUUAACGUCACCAAUGCUGAAGCGUUCCUCUCCGGCGAAGACCACAAGCUACGCAUCGAAGAAGUUGGACCUUUUACUUACCAAGAAUACAGAAAAAAUGAGAAGUUCGAAGUCGAUGAAGAAGCUGGUGUAAUGAGGUACAUACCACGCACCAGGGCAGAGUUCCGACGCGAACAAUCCAUUGAUGAUCCAGAACGUGUUAAUAUUACAGUCCCGAACGCUGCAAUGUUGGCAAUAUCUUCUAUGGUCAGUUCUUACCCGUACUGGACCAAAUAUGCGUUCAAUAUUAUGGCGAACCGUCUGCAAUCGAAGCCCAUAAUAGACAUCAAUGUCCACAGCCUCCUGUGGGGCUACGAUGAGCCUUUGAUAGCGUUAUCUAAUACUCUGAUGCCGGGCUGGAUUACUUUCAGCAAAAUGGGCAUUUUGGAUCGAUUGUACGAUCAGUCGUCUUCACCUGUGUUAGAGAUGAGCAUAGCCAAUUUGGACAAGUUCCAGGUGAAGAAAUCAGAUGGCUACGCUGGUUUGAAUGUGUGGGAAUACGGUGACGUAAGCAAACGGACGCGUUGCAACACUUUUGUAGAUACGUAUGAAGGGUUCGCUUAUGCGCCGAGAAUGGCCCGAAAUCACUCAAUCAGACUGUAUCGGAAUACUUUCUGCAGGAUGUUAGACCUUAGCUACAUCGGCACUACCACAACGGAUGUCUCAUCUGAAGCCUUUGUCUAUCAAGUCAGCAAUUACAGUUAUUCUAUCAAUCCUAGUACGGAAUGUCUUUGUGGAAAAAUAAACGAAUGCAUCGACGGAAUAUCUGAUAUAUCGCCGUGUCUAUAUGGUCUAACUAUCGCUUUAUCUAAUGCCCACUUCUUGUAUGCAAAUCCCAAAGUGUAUGAACGUAUUGAGGGCAUCCGGCCUGAUGAGAAGGAACAUGGAAGUGAAUUUAUAAUAGAACCGAAAGUGGGAGCAGUUCUCAGUGGAAGAUUUACUAUUCAAGUAAAUGUAAUUAUUAAAGACGUCGAUUUCUACCCUCAAGUUAAACCAUUUUCAAAGAUGGUCGUGCCCCUCAGUUACUUUAAAAUUAUACAGCCCGAGUUAUCAGAAGAAAAUAAAAGAUAUGUAAGAAUAUCUAGUUAUUUUCUACCGUAUAUAGUUCAUGGCGUGGAGGUGCUGGUAUUCAUAAUUGGAUUGACAAUAUUGGUAUACGCUCUUUGUCAGAUGUAUCAACAGUGGCGUUGUUUUGGUGUACAAAUAAAUAAUGUGAUGCAUAAUGAUAAUCCUCAGGUGGAAACACCGUUGAUGGACGAGAAACUUAAAACUUUUGAAAUAAAUACUGACAUGCAAUUGAAGAUUUAG